UCAUGCAUUUCUCAUGCGGUUCAGUCUGAGCCCUAGAUAGAGAGAAGUGAAAGAAUGUCAAAGAGCAAGGACGACAUAAAGUAUGCGACUUCGCAGGCGAGGCUUGAUGAAGACGAAGCUGUGAGGACUGCGUACAAGCAUGGGACUCCUCUUGAAGGAGGCAAGAUUGCCGAGUCGGAGCCUGUCGAUCUCUUCUCCAGCGCUCGUAACAUUCCCAAGGCUCAGCCUCGUGAUGAAGAUUCUAGCAAUGAUCGAUCCCAGAUGCAGCAGCAUAAACCCGAUCUUACGAAACGAGAAGGCGGCCCGGGAUCUGCUGCUGAUAGUGCUAAAUUUCCCAAGAAAACUCCUCCUGCUGAUAGUGCUAAAUUUCCCAAGAAAACUCCUCCUGCUCUUAGUACUAAGUAGAUAGAUGCAUGUUUAUUCCAAUUUUUUUUUCUUUUAUUUUCUCCUCAUAUUUUUCUGCAUCCCUUUUGUGUUUGUUUUAUGUUUUAAGCUGUAAGCUCUUAAUUUUUUUAAAGCAUGAAAGCUCUUAAUUUUUACUUCCCUUUCUGAGCAUGAUUUUGGACUAAAAGUAAAGAAAAACAAAAGGCUAAAGAAAUGAAAUU
Messenger RNA from Malus domestica (apple), 605 nucleotides. Lineage: Eukaryota; Viridiplantae; Streptophyta; Magnoliopsida; Rosales; Rosaceae. The record is from RefSeq and is a predicted model, not a curated record.